Molecule: messenger RNA, 1091 nt
Organism: Caenorhabditis elegans
Lineage: Eukaryota; Metazoa; Nematoda; Chromadorea; Rhabditida; Rhabditidae
Gene: F42G2.7
Product: Phytanoyl-CoA dioxygenase
Exons: 3
Coding region: 412-603 (63 amino acids)
Biological process (GO): fatty acid alpha-oxidation
Molecular function (GO): phytanoyl-CoA dioxygenase activity
Source: RefSeq, marked reviewed
GUUACUUGUUUUUUUCAUAAUGUGUAGAAUAGAAAUAUUGUUGAAAAAGGUCCUCAUAUAGAGUUUUUGUGGUAUCAUCUCAUCGCUGUUAACUGUCAAAGUGAUCCUAUAUUCAAAUACAUUUUCAGGCAUCGUUUUUUUAUUUAAAAAAUAUUUAUUUUAAUUAAAAAUUAAAUUUAUAAAAUUGAAAAAAAAAUUAAUUGAGAGACAAACGUGAAAAAAAUCCACGUUUCAAAAGAAAACGAAAAGGGGGAGGAAGUGAAAUUCAAAAAUAUUCAUUACCAUCUUCAUGUCGCUGAUGAAAUCAUCAGAAUCGUGGUUCUUUCGACACGUGGAUUUGCAAACAAAGCAAAUGGUUUUCUACACGUGAGAGAAUGCGUUGGAAAGGACGAUUUGAAGUGAUGCACACAUAUGCAAGCCACAGUACACGGAAUCACUGGCAUCACGUCACCCAAUGCAUCAGGAUUUGAUCUACUUCCCGUGGCGCCCAGAGGACUUGUCUUUCUGCCAGUGAUCCCAGGAACCCAGAGGGUGCUGUCAACAUGGCAUACUACGCGAACAAGGACUAUGGCAUGUCCCUUCCACGUGAAUCCGUUGAGAUGAAGGCUGGAGAUUUUGUGUUCUACCAUCCGUGCUUGUUCCACGGAUCCGGUGCCAGUCGAUCCGAUGGGUUCUCGUGUCACGACGAAAUACACGCCCGCGCGCGCAUUUUCAAUAUCUUGGAGUAACUUUCCGUUAGAGCGCGUUUUCCUUUUCAGAAAGGCUGCCAGCGAGCAUGUGCUAUGUGAAACAUUAUUUUAAAAGUUUGUGGUUUAUAGAUUAUAGAUCAUUCUCAGUUUUCUCGUGAAAAAUCUAAAAAUUUACGGUUGGCUUGAUUGCUUAGAAAGCCCCAUGCAACAGUAGUGUAAGUAGCUGAGCCUGACCAAGUUCCUUGAUGGCUAAACAAGGUCUACGCAGAGUUGUGGUAGGGGUGUACCUAACUACUCAACUUUAAAGACCCAUAUCAAAUCGAUUUCCGUGACUUUGUUGUACCAAAAAAUUCGGAUAUACCCCGUCGUUCAUUUUAAUUAUCAAAAUAAAAGGUGAUGGAA